AUGGCCAAGCGGUGCAAGUGGGGAGACGGAGAUGAUGAUGAUUGGUGGCAGAAGGAGGAAUGGUGGACAAACGACAGGUGGGAGGCAGCAAACGAGGAAUGGUCGACAAACGACUGGUGGCCAACUUGGCAACGGGACGAGGCCCCGGCGGUGACAGAGUCGUCGGCUGCGCGCUCGUCGGCUGCAGCGAAAAGCAAGCCGAAGGCGAAGUCUAAGCCGAAGGUCACACCAGCGCCUAAGAAAGGCAACAAUCGUGGAAAUGCACAGGACCAGAGGGAGUAUUCACGAUGGAAGGAGGACCAUCGUGAACUGCAGGUCCUGCGCUAUGAGAAGCAACAAUGGGAAGCAAAGCUUCAAGAGGCUCAAGGUGCGCAGUGGGCAGCCGAGAUCGAGGCAGAGUGGUGGGAAAACCAGACGCAGAUUGCCCUGCACCGAAACGACAGCCUUUUGAAUGACCUCAAGGAGGCGCAGUCCCUGAACAAGACGGCCCAGGCGUCGUGUGACGAGUUGAAGAAGAAGCACGAGGGCGAGGUCUCGAGUUUGAAGAGGGAGCACAAGGGUCGCAUAGAGGAUUUCGGCAGGAAGCGCAGAUCCCUGCAGGACGACAAGGACAACCUCGAGAGCAGGAUCACCAUCCUCGAGGUGCAGCAUGGUGAGGAGAAGGCGGGGAAGAGAACAGCCAGUCAACUCAUGAUGAGUCAAGUGGCAGGCCAGACUCAAGGAAAGGACUCGUGA
Molecule: messenger RNA, 735 nt
Organism: Symbiodinium natans
Lineage: Eukaryota; Dinophyceae; Suessiales; Symbiodiniaceae
Source: the annotation of a GenBank genome assembly